AAAAAAAAAAAAAAAAUAUAUAAAAGGAAAAUAAUUAUGUCGGAUAGCUUAUUUUCACUACCAUGUUCACGCUGACAUUAUGAGCACCUUCAAGAGAAACGAGGUGGAAAGUAGUAUGGCCAUAUGUUUUCGGUAAGUUAGAAAUAUUGUUGUUUCUGUCUUAGACUCUUUCUGUUGACAGAGAAAAGGAGGUUACAGUGAGGAUGAUGAAUUAGAAUUUUCUCUCUUUGAUGAAGAUAACGGUACCGACUAUCACCAGAAAAGUUCCAGUGCUACCCAUACAAAACACAAUGCUGGAAUGCUCUACUUACCAACAAUGGCUUCAAUCUCACAUUCUGAUGAAGAGAUUAUUUCUGAUGAUGAGAAAAUUGAUCAUCCGACUAUUGGAAAUGCAAGAGGGAUUGUGGACUGCACAUGGUCCGAAGCAAGCCGAGAAGUGGAGGCAUUAGUUUGCUUAAAUGACAAUUCUAGCCGCCAUCCAUCCCAUGGUGCCUUUGUGAAAGAGAGGAAGUCCUCUAAAGGUGGAGAGGGAAGGAAUACAGCCAAGCCCAAAUUUGUAUUCCUUCACGAUUCACGUAAGGAAGACGUAUCUAUGGUUAUUAGUGAUAGGCAUGGAAUAUCAUCCGAGAACAGCCCAACACCAGAUGAAAUUAAUGCUGCAGCUGAUGAAGACACGGAUGAACUUAUGUCUGAUUGUCAUCCGAUUUAUCAUGAUAAAGAAUCUCAAGACUCAGAAAACCGUUGUGUCCCCUAUGAACAGGCCCAAAAGAAUGAUUUCAAAGGGCUUUCGAUGGCUGAGUUUCUAUACAGCUUUGACAAGAGCAGCAACAAGCUGCAAGGAAGGAUAGAACAUGAUAUUGAGAAAGAACAAAGAAGAAUGCAGAUGAUUGUUAAAAGAAAUACAUCUGAACAGGGUGAUACGAAUCAGGCUGAGGAUGACCCACUAGAGUCUUUGGAUAGUGGAUCUCUCAUUUGUAGCGAUGAUGAGUUGGUUGUCCCUAGGACCAUGACCGAUCAGUUUCAUGAAGCUUUUGGAAUGGUUUCUGCAAUUGAUGAGGGGCCACAAGUAACUUUUCCGAGGCCAUUUGGAAUGCAUGGGAAGUUGCAGCAAGUAAUGCAGCAUGAGAAACAAGUUUACUUGAAGAAUCUAAGUGGAGAAACUGAUUUUAAUGAUGAAAAAAUGUGCAUUUCUGUGAGGAUUCUGACAAGGUCUCUGGAAGCAAAGCUGAUUGUUUGUUCUUGCGCUCUUGUUGAAGACACAAAGAGCUCAUAUUGGGAGAGUAAUGUAGAACUUAAAGUGAAAGGCAAACAAAAGACAUUGACUAUCAUCUUCAACCCGAGGGUUUGUAAGGAUGUUGAGCUUGAAGUCGGCAACUUGAUCAGCAUACGUCCGCCAUGGACGGAAGUGCCGGUGAAGGAGAAAGAUGAGGUGAUCUAUUUAUGCUUGUAUUUUACACAGAUUAAUCCAUGAACAGUCUGUAUUGAAAGUUUUUGCUUGAAGACAGCAUCAAGCUUGAAGGGCCGAGACAGAGCAGACUAUACUGGAAAUGUUAUGUUUUCUCAUCUGAAUAGCGACUGAAGAGAAACUGAGUUUCACUGUUUUUUCUUUGUCAGGAAAUACUCUGUGAAUUUAUAUUUACUACACCCCUAACAUUUACUUUAUAUUACACCCCUAACAUAAGUGGGUGAAACUUGUAAAAUGGUGCUUUGAAAAACUUGUAUGCUAGUAUUACUUCAGUUUCAUGUUUUAGUUUCUCCAAUUAAAUUUUGUUUCUGGG
Molecule: messenger RNA, 1778 nt
Organism: Striga asiatica
Lineage: Eukaryota; Viridiplantae; Streptophyta; Magnoliopsida; Lamiales; Orobanchaceae
Source: the annotation of a GenBank genome assembly